This is a messenger RNA of Myxocyprinus asiaticus (Chinese sucker), 8696 nucleotides long. Its product is annotated as anoctamin-1-like. The coding region runs from base 3581 to 7102 and encodes 1173 amino acids. Gene Ontology annotation, biological process: chloride transmembrane transport. Lineage: Eukaryota; Metazoa; Chordata; Actinopteri; Cypriniformes; Catostomidae. Gene Ontology annotation, cellular component: plasma membrane. The transcript has 25 exons. The record is from RefSeq and is a predicted model, not a curated record. Gene Ontology annotation, molecular function: protein dimerization activity; chloride channel activity.
GCGCGUUACCGCCGUGAGGAGCGAGUCCUUUUCAAUACAAAGCGAGAAACUCCGUUGUCUUGCCCGUGAUAUCUCUGAAUUGGGCCAGCAGGGCACCAGCAGCAGCGGGGACCACGAUGCCAACGACAUUGCCGAGGACACGAUUUUCUGGUGACGAACUACACUACCCAUGAUCCUGAAGAGAAAGAUCAACCAAUAAGAAAAUCGUAGUGAACCAAGCACGCCAAAAGAGCUCUGCAGUGACCUCCCGCUCCCAUGAUGCGCAGUGAAUGAUGCAAUUGAGUCGCUCUCCCUACACUCUCAAACUGCUUAUAUAUUUUUAUCUAAAUAUUUUACAUUGCAAUUGUAAAAUAUUGUUUCUAUACUUAUAAUUAACAACUUUAAAUUAAUAGUUGUAUAAUUUCCCAUUGUUUUUUUUUUUUGUUGUUGUUGUUUUUUUUUCUUUUUCACCCAAUUUGGAAUGCCCAAUUCCCAGUGCGCUUUUUAAGUCCUCGUGGUCGUGUAGUGAUUCGCCUCAGUCCGGGUGGUGAAGGAUGAAUCCCAGUUGCCUCCGCGUCUGAGAACAUCAACCCACGCAUCUUAUCACGUGGCUUGUUGAGCGCGUUGCCACGGAGACAUAGCGUGUGUGGAGGCUUCACGCCAUCCACCGCGGCAUCUGUGCUCAACUCACCAAGUGCCCCACUGAGAGCGAAAACCACAUUAUAGUGACCACGAGGAGGUUACCCCAUGUGACUCCACCCUCCCUAGCAACCGGGCCAAUUUGGUUGCUAAGAAGACCUGGCUGGAGUCACUCAGCACGCCCUGGGAUUCGAACUAGCGAACUCCAGGAGUGGUAGCCAGCGUCUUUUACCACUGAGCUACCCAGGCCCCAUUUCCCAUUGUUUUUAAUCUGAUUAUGUCAUUCACAAUGCUUCAUGGGAUUGUACAUCAUUCCCUUAUAAAAUACGUUAUGUACAGUACAUUGUCUUGUACAUUUGUCAUUUCAUCUGAUUUUCAAAUACUUUUUUUUGUUUCAAAUCAAAGUUUGCAAUGUUGUGAUUUACCUUGCAGCUGGUUGGUUUCAGUUUAUGGCUUACAACUCUUUUAUGAAGGAUUGAAAAGACUAUAGAAUAAAUGAAUGGGAAAAAUACUUCCAGAACAAAGAUGGCUGAAACCGUGGGCAGGCACUUUUGCGCUCUAUUGAAGGCAGGUGGUAUUAAGGGGAGGAACACUCUGAUUGUAGAGAGCAUUUAAUUAGACAAAAAUCAGGAUAUACAGCCCUGAGUGCUGAGUCAUGAAUGUGUCAUAAAUAUUUUUGUUGGGGUGGCCCUUUGAACAGAACUCAAAAUGCAAAUGAUGAUCUUAUCGAUAUGGUCUCUUUUCCAUGAUUUCCUAAAUGAAUCAUAAAACAUGUUGGGAAAAAUAUAAGUGGCAAGAGAAAGUAUCUGAACUCUUUGGAAUGACCUGUAUUUUUGUAUACAUUUUUCUUAAAAUCUGGUUCGAUAGUUACAAUAAUGAACAAGCACAAUCUGUUUUAACUAAUAACACACAAAUUAUUGAAUUGUUCUUUUACAUAUUGAAUACAUCAUUCAAACAUUCACAGUGUAGGUUGGAAAAAGUAUGUGAACCUGUAGGCUAAUGAUGUCAACAAAAGCUAACUAAAGUCAGGUGUUGGCAAACCUGGCAUCCAAUUAAUGAAACGAGAUUGGAGGUGUGGGUUAGAGAUACUUUGACUUAUAAAAAGCACUCAAACAUUUUGAGUUUGCUAUUCACAAGAAGCAUCUGCUGACGUGGACCAUGCCUCGCAAAUAAUAGAUCUCAGAAGACCUACGAUCAAGAAUUGUUGCUUUGCAUUAAGCUGGAAAGGGUUACAAAGUUAUCUUGAAGAGCUUAGACAUACAUCUGUCUACAGUUAGACAAAUUGUAUUGGAUUAUUGGUUGCCCCCUGCCCUCCCUUCAAGAACUGUAAACUUCCAGAGUGAGGAAAAAGGCUGGAAAAAUCACUCUGGACCCCACUCACCCAGCCCACUACCUUUUUGAACUGUCUGACACUUCAGAGCUCUGAGCACCAGAACCGUCAGGCACAAGAACAGUUUUUCCCUCAGGCUAUCCAUCUCAUGAACUGUUAAAACUGCCCCACUGAGCAAUAAAUAAUGUGCAAUACACAGCUUAGUCUAUUUAUAUUUAUCCAACAUACCACACCUCUUCUGCCAUUACAUUCCCUCGCACUAACUGUAUAUAACAGAUUUGUAUUUGUAUAUUGUACAUAAGUAUGUAUAUAUAUGUAUAUUUUUCUAUUGUGUAUUUCCAUAUAUACUUUAUUUUCUAUUCACUUUUAAUUUAAUUCUAUUUUUUGUUAUAUUAUCUCUGUCUUGUUGCUGUUUUGUAUUCUUUGUGCACUGGAAGCUUCUGUCACCAAGACAAAUUCCUUCUAUGUGUAAGCAUACUUGGCAAUAAAGCUCAUUCUGAUUCUGACAUUUAUGCAUUUGGCAUACGCUUUUAAGUGACUUACAGUGCAUUCAGUCUAUACAUUUAUCAGUUUGUGUGUUCCCUGGGAAUGCCCAAGAACCCAUGAUCUUGGUGUUGCGAGUGCCAUGCUUAACCAGUUGAGCUACAGGAGCCCUACGUAUGCCAAGAUCGACCACUUAUUAAAUCCAAGGGUUCAAUUACAUUUUCCACAACACUGUGAAUGUUUAAUGGGGUGUGUUCAAUAAAGACAUGAUAGAUUAUAAUUGUUUGUAUGUUGUUAGCUUAAACACAUUGUGUUCGUCUAUACUUGUGACUUUGAUGAAAUCACAUUUUAUGACCAAUUAGUGCAGAAAGCCAGCUAAUUUCACAGGGUUCACAUACAUUUUCUUGCCACUGUAUCUAUAUAUUCGGUCUGUUUAUCCAGAAGAGAAAUACAAUAUCUGCUAAAAGUUAAUUUUUGCCUCAAAGCUAACAGACAUCGAUUUUGAUUUGAGGUCUUUAACCUAUGAAAUUGCUGCCCAAUAUCCAGGCAAAUAAUGCAGUUUCAAACCAAGAAACAUGAAAGUGCAUAUAUAUAUAUAUACUGUAUAUACGAAAACUGAAAUCAUCUUAUUCCAGUUGAAACCUUUAUUUGAAGUUAAUCAGCUGCAGGAAUCGUGCUAGUUUAGCACAAUACUCAAAAGCGGAAUUAUAAUAAAACAUGAGUAUGUCCCCGAGAAACAUCCAGUUGCUUUGAAGCACUAGCCAAUCAAGAGAUGACCCAGAUCUUAAUUUUUUGGCAGAAACAGCCCACUGCCAUGUAUUAUAAAAGCACCAGGAAUCAUUCAUUCACUGCUUUUGCAGAGUGAAGCCAUGCAAAUGUGAGAGGCAAUAUCAUCUAAAUGUUACACAGACAAAUAAUGCUUGUGUGUGUUUCCAGGAGGAGCCCGGCCCCGGUCCAGGAGGAGGGUUGUGUUUUGCAGAUGGUUGUAGAAGAGUGGACUACGUACUUGUCUAUCACUGCAAGAGACGUCAGUCACAACACCGCCUCUCUAUUGUCUCGAAUGGUAACGUGCCGUCCCACAGCCCCACCCCAUCACGCAGGAGUACAAAGGGUGAUAUUUCGGAGGUGGUGCUGGAGGCGGGGCUCGGGAUGGAACCUGGCGACGCACUGAAAGAUAAAAUCAGGGAGGAAUUUGAGAGAGGACUUCAGGAGGAAGGCUUGGAGAUUGAACGUGACAAAGAGAUGAGGACAGUCCGGUUCACCCGUCUGCAUGUUCCCUGGUCUGUUCUCAGUCGUGAGGCAGAACUUCUUAAGAUCAGAGUGCCCACUAAAAAGACGUAUCAGCUGAAAGAGAAGACGGGGCUGGUGGGCGUAAUAAGCUCGUUUUGGGCGAAGAUCAAUCAACCGUUCCAGCCGGGUGUACCGGAGCCCCAAAACCCACGCACACGUGUCCUGUCCCAGCCAUUCAGCAGAGACAAGCUACAUCUAUUUGAAAUAAAAUCAAAAAACAGCUUGUUCAGCAAUGCAAUACGAGGUCGAAUUGUUUAUGAAAUUCUGAGGCGCACAGCCUGUACACAGACCUGUCAAACUAUGGGCAUUUCGUCAUUGUUAGCUAAAGGGGUCUAUGACUCUGCCUUUCCUCUGCAUGAUGGAGACUUUGACAGCUCAGAUGAUAGAGAGCAUCGCAACGACAGGCAGAUGUUGCAUGAAGAAUGGGCCAAUUAUGGAGUUUUCUUCAAAUACCAACCAAUGGAUCUUAUCAGGAAGUAUUUUGGAGAGAAGAUAGGUCUGUAUUUUGCCUGGUUGGGAGUGUACACACAGCUGCUGAUUCCAGCCUCGGCUUUAGGAGUCGCAGUAUUCCUGUACGGCUGCCUCACUGUAGACACCAAUGUGCCCAGUCAAGAGAUGUGUGAUGAGCGUCUUAAUUUCACCAUGUGUCCUCUGUGUGAUCGUGUGUGUGAUUACUGGCAGCUGAGCAGUAUCUGCAGUACGGCGCGUGCCAGUUAUCUGUUUGAUAACCACGCCACUGUGGGCUUCGCCAUCUUUAUGUCCCUCUGGGCGGCAGUGUUUCUGGAACAUUGGAAGAGGAGACAGCGAUGUCUACAGCACAGCUGGGAUCUGACAGGCAUGGAAGAUGAGGAGAAUGAGCUGCGGCCAGCGUAUGAGGACUUUCUUCAGAAGAAACAGCAGAAGAAGGCAACGAAUAAGAAGAAGAAGAAGAAGGAAGAGCCGGACACAGGAACAGAUGACAAAGGCCGAGAGAAGCUACUGGCUGCCAAAGGAGGACAGCUACCGCUUGCCUCCGAGUCUCUAUCAUGGACGGAUCGACUGCCAGGAUACUGCAUCAACAUAUCCUCUAUCCUCCUUAUGGUUGGGGUAACAUUCUCUGCCGUAUCCGGAGUGAUUCUCUACCGAAUCAUUGUUUUUGCUGUUAUGUCAAUGAACCCCGACCAUGAGGCCAAGGCCAACGUGCGUGUUACCGUGACAACCACUGCUGUCAUCAUCAACCUGCUGGUGGUUCUUGUACUGGAUGAGAUCUAUGGAGCUAUAGCAGCCUGGAUUACCGAGCUCGAGAUUCCAAAGACUGAAUCAACGUUUGAAGAGCAUGUGAUUCUGAAAGCUUUUCUGCUGAAGAGCAUGAAUGCAUUUGCACCUGUCUUCUAUGUGGCCUUCUUUAAGGGCAGGUUUGCUGGUCGCCCGGGUGACUAUGUUUAUGUCUUUAAGGAUUUCCGGAUGGAAGAGUGUUCUCCAGGUGGCUGUCUUAUUGAAGUGUGUAUUCAGCUGGGCAUCAUUAUGCUGGGGAAGCAGCUUAUUCAAAAUAAUGUGUUUGAAAUUGCCAUCCCGAAGCUGAAGAAGAUGUACCGCGCGUAUAAGGAGGAGAAGGAAGGGGCGGAAGAUGAGGACGAGAAAGAUUCCAAACGAGAGCCGCAGCGCUGGGAUUUGGACUAUGAUCUGGAGCCAUAUGAGGGUCUGAGCCCAGAAUACAUGGAGAUGGUUAUUCAGUAUGGAUUUGUCACGCUCUUUGUGGCUUCCUUCCCGUUGGCACCAGUCUUCGCUCUGCUUAAUAAUGUCAUUGAAAUCCGCCUUGAUGCUGCAAAAUUUGCUACUGAAAUACGACGACCUGACGCUGUCAGUGCUAAAGAGAUUGGCAUAUGGUACAACAUCUUGAGUGGAAUCAGCAAGUUUGCAGUCAUUACAAAUGCAUUUGUGAUCUCCUUUACAUCAGAGUUCAUUCCUCGAAUGGUGUAUCAGUAUUUGUACAGUGAGACAGGCACCAUGCAUGGCUUUACCAACCAUACACUGGCUUAUUUCAACACAAGCAAUUUUAAACCUGGUACCUCACCGCAUGACACCGACUUUGACAGACAACUCCGUCUUUGCAGGUACAAAGACUACCGAGAUCCCCCCUGGUCAUCUGAGUCUUACCAGCUCUCUAAGCAAUACUGGUCUGUGCUUGCUGCACGUCUGGCAUUUGUCAUUUUUUUCCAGAAUUUGGCUAUGUUCCUCAGUAUGCUGGUGGCAUGGUUGAUCCCAAACGUGCCUCGUUCUCUGAAGGAGCAGCUGAAGAGAGAGAAAGCACUCCUGUUAGAUCUUUUACUCACCGAGGAGACAGACAAACAGAGCACCAAUUCACACCCAUUAACGACAACCAACAUUGAUGUUUUCGUCAAGAGUCUAGAGGAGGAACCACCAGAGGAGCCACCUGUUUUCAGUAGGGUAGUGCUGAGCCAACCAGAUGAAGGGCUGAAAGAACUUUGGGUAUCCAAUGGAGAGGAGGAAGAGCUUGAGGAACAACCAGAAGAGGAACCUAUUGCGUCCACUAGUGAUCUUCUUGAUGAUAAACCUCAACCUUCUACCUAUGAGACUCUCAAUACAACUACAGAUUCCCUAUCUGAGACUGCCUGUCAUGUUGAAUCCACCACACCUUCAACACCUGCAGAUCAUGGCACAAAAUGUUCAAACCGGUCACUUCAUUUAGCCAAAACAGGCUCACUAGCCCGUUUUUGGCAGUUUGACUUGAAUGGACCUCCACAUCGAGACCCUAGUUCCAAGGAUGAGAGCCGUUGUCAAACCCUUCCAGCAAGGUACAUUGGACCUGAGCCUGAGGAAAGUGCAACCAGAACCAGCCAAUCUACCACAUUCACACACCUUGACCAAAAGGUUGUUCCAUCUCCUAGCGAGCUCACACGGAACGUCCCGCCAGCACUGUCUACAUCCAAGCCCUCUGGAAGCCAGACAUCUAUGCUGUCCAAAAUGGAUUCCACUGGAAUUGAGUUGGCAGUACUGCCUCACCCACCAUCAAAACCAAAGCUUAGGAGCAGCAAUUCGACAGCACUUCCUUACUCAUCAUCCAGACCAGAGCUUGCAGGCAGCCUUUCAACAGCCUUGCCACGUCCUCCUUCCAAACCAGAGCUCGUGGGUAAUCAGUCAACGGGAUUACCACGACCUCCAUCCAAACCAGAGCUGAUGGGAAGCACAAUGAAAGAGCUUCCGCCCCAUGAUCCAGGCUUCAAAGCCAAGGGCCGAUGUCAGACUCUUCCUCUGAGGCAAAGAGACUACGAGACUGUCGGGGAGACAUCAGUCAGACCUAGUCACUCGACCACCUUCACACACCUCAGUCAACAGAUACCACCUUCACACAGCGAGCUCAAACGUAACACCCCUGUAUGAGUGGAGCAACACUCCACAUAUUCAGCACCUUGCAUCCGAUGACCACUCUCAGUGCCAGGCAACCCAUGCCAUCAGCAACUUAUCUGUGACUCAUCAAUUUCUCAUUGAUGAAUGAACGAUCAUCAUUGAUAAUUCUGGAUAUAGACCAAUUGUUGAUAGCUUGGUGGAGGUUCACUUGGUAGCUAAACCAGUCAGCAAUAUAUCUCGAGUUGUGAUUUGCCAUUGAGAUAACUCUGCACUACUCUGGAUUUGGAGGACUUGAUUGGAGGACCAAGUGUAGCCAAGUACAGCUUGUGCAUACUGGGUACUUUGGUAUUCUUUUGGAGCCAUAUGAUGUGGCUCAGUGAGUCUUAAACAUUGUCUUAUACUGUGUCUUGUCAUUCUCUGUUUCACAUACAAAUACCUGUACAGACACAGACACAUGCACAUACACACACACACACCAAAUCGCUUUACCCUGGCCUCUUGAACCAGAACAGAUGAGGAGAGAGAGGCUUAGGAAUAUGGGCCAAAGGGCUUUGCAGUCCAUAAUGAUUUGUUACUCAGCAAGUGGAACCUUCAUUUUGUGGUGUUGUUCUCAUGAGUUUUGUUCCAUGUAUUUAAGAAGAAAAAUAACUAAAUGUGGACUUAAUAACACAAUUAUUCACCUUCAAAAUGAGCCAACUUGUUUGUGGAAUUGUCUAUUUGUCUUUGGUGGCAAUAUAUAUAGCAUGUAACUUGUCGGUUAGCAAGCUCUUCAUUUUUACGGUCUUCAUAAUGUGAUGUUAAAGUGGAUUCAUGGACAUGCAAAGCCAAUUAUUUAUCAGUAAGUGAACAUUUGUUAAUUCCAGCUCACAAAAAGAUGGCUAUGCUGUAGUAUUUUACAUAAAUUCAAUUUAACACUAUGCUAGCGCAGCUCAAGCUCAUGUAAAGCAUGCUAUAUUCACUGUGAAGGCGUUUUCAGGGAUCAUGAUUUAGACCCAUAUAGAAACAUCACUUCUAAUAACCACCAUCCCCACUAAUGGGCACAAGAGGUAUGAAUAGACUGGCCAUAUACACACUGGAAAAUUUUGGGAGUGACAACCACAUUUAUUGGUAGAAGUGGGUGCAUGUGUGCGUACGGAAUACAGGAGUCUCUCUUACUUACUACCAACUUGUGAUUGUUGACAUAGUGAUAAACAUGGCAACAUUUUUGUUUAACUUAUUCGCUAUUUUGACCACAUUAAUCUUAAAGACCUAAGAUGUAUUAAUGUUUGAAACUGUCAUCGUCAGAGGUGCCAUGCUUUGUUUAUGCUUGUUUUUGGGCUAGUUCAUCAAGAACUUUCAUUUAUUGGUGAACUAUUCUUUUUAGCACUCAGAAGAGGAUUGACAACCAUAUUUACUUCAAGUGUGCACAUGGCAACAGUGUAUGUUUAGUGGCAGAUGAGUAUAGUAUGCAUUGUGCGACCAGGGAUCAGUUAGCUAAUAACAGCUGUAAACCAGCAUUCACUUCCAUGAAUCCAGAACGUUCACCUCCAUGUUAUUUCUAGAGGUCUUGAGAAACUCUGGCAAUAUUUUGAUAAAAUAAUGGAGAAAAAAAAUAUGAUUACUGUUCAUAAUAAAAAGUGGAAAGGGA